AUGUUGCAGUCUGAUGUUAUGAAUUCCGACGACAACGAGAGUGAUGAAUUUGAGGCAAGUGGCGAGGUCGGGGACGAGAAGACUGCGAUAGAUGUAGAGCAGACUUGGACGGGACGAGCACUCACAGGAAAACUGCAAACAUGGAUAGCGUCACAACUUUCAGACAAAGUGGCAGAAGAUCUAACUGGGCACGUUUCAAGUUUACGUGAAGAUGUGGAGUGUCAACGCAGUGUGUCUGCAAGGCUUGAGUGUGACUUGAGCCAACAAACAGUUCUCUUCCAGUCCUCACUACAACAGACACGGAAAGAUAUCGAGCGGCAACAGAGUUUGCUAACAAAGCAGCAAGAUAUUGUAAAUAGUCUGGUUAAUAGCAAGAUAAAGCAAGAUUUGUUUGUUGAUGGAGGGUUGCUGGGUUGUUCUCUUUUGGUAGUAAAUUCCUUUAUAGUCAAUUUUCCCUUGAAGGUAAUUUUGUCAUUUGUUCCAAGAGAUCAACUUCAAAAAUGGUUGAGAUUAAUGUUGAAAUUGUUGUUGUUGGUAAGGACAUUUAGUUAUGUCCGUGGGUUUCUAGUGAAAUAUGGGUUGCACAGCAGGUUGUGUAAUGAUUUUUUUCUACAAAUUAUUAUUAAUUGUAAUGUACAUUAACGAUUUGUUUAGGGUGGGGUCUGUUUGGUCUUAUGCAAGGCUACUGCUUGCUGUUGGUGAAUGGUCUUAUGAACGCAUGUCUCAAUCAAUUUGGGGAAGACAAAAAGUUGUUGCAGGGAGUGGCGACCAAAUGAAUACGAAAUGCAAUCGGCCCAGUGGAAUGGAGCUUUGUUGACAUUGAAAUUGUAUUCCUGUAGUAUUGUAAUAGAAAUAAUAAUAACUACUA
Molecule: messenger RNA, 868 nt
Organism: Corticium candelabrum
Lineage: Eukaryota; Metazoa; Porifera; Homoscleromorpha; Homosclerophorida; Plakinidae
Exons: 7
Coding region: 1-642 (213 amino acids)
Source: RefSeq, a predicted model, not a curated record